AUGUUCUUAUCAGGUAGGGCAGAUCAGUUUCUGAUGAUUCUACUUUAGCUUCUAGAAGUGAUGAUAAUUCUUUUUUCUUAUGAGAUUAUAAGAAGGGACAAUAGAAAUAAAAAUUGAAUGGUCAUUCUAAUUGUGUCCUUUCAGUAUACCUUCUUCAUGAUGUUAACACAUUAGCAUCUGGUGAUGAUGAAGAACAUAUCCGUUUAUGGGAUAUAAAGACAAGACAAUAAAAAUUGAGAUUGGAUGGCCAUACAAGUUCUGUCAGGCCAGUAUACUACUUUUCUGGUAAUAAAUUAUCAUCAGUUAAUUGGGAUAACUCUAUACAAUUAAGAAAUGUUAAUUCAGGGCAAUAAAUUUAACCAUUGCAUAAUAGUUUUUAAGAUAAACUUGCAUACCUUAAGAAAGCUAUAUUUAAUUUUAUUUUAUUAAGAAAUUGGCUUCAAAUUUUGCUUUAGUCAUUUUCUUAAGAAUAUUUAAUUAUGGGCCAAACUUUGGAAUAUAUGUAGUUAAUUUUCUACAUGAUUAGAAACAAUUUUGAACUAAACUAGCAAAAACAAUAAGCAAGAAAGAAUUGA
Molecule: messenger RNA, 575 nt
Organism: Paramecium pentaurelia
Lineage: Eukaryota; Ciliophora; Oligohymenophorea; Peniculida; Parameciidae
Source: the annotation of a GenBank genome assembly